Messenger RNA from Soboliphyme baturini, 765 nucleotides. Lineage: Eukaryota; Metazoa; Nematoda; Enoplea; Dioctophymatida; Soboliphymatidae. The record is from the annotation of a GenBank genome assembly.
AUGAAACAGAAUCGUUGGAUACUUAGCCAGGGCGAUGCGAUAGACUUCGAAAUCGAGAAGCGUGCAAGACCAACAAUUAAAAGAGAAAGAAUUGCAGAACCGAAUGACAUUAAACUCAAAGAUGGAAGAUUAGUCAAGAGUCUCGAUAAACAAGAGGACUGUAAGCAUCUGAGCAUCUUGCAAACUUACGAAAUUCCUCAUGCGGUCGUCAUGAAGAAAACCAACGCAGAAUAUAUCAGAAGACUUCGCAAAAUUCUGAACUCAUCAUUGAUUGGUGGAAACACGAUGAAAUCUAGUAGUGCAGAGGCCAUUGCAGUCAUUCGGUACUGCGCUGGAAUCGCUGACUGGACACAAGUGAAGCUGGAUACACUGGACUGCAAAACAUGGAAAAUUAUGACAGCAAAUCAAGCUCUACAUCCAUCGAGUGACAUCGAUCAGCUUUACGUAGUGCAGAGAAACGGAGGGCGAGGAUUGUUGUGGAAGGAAGCAGGCGAAAUUGCAAACAGCCACAUCGACGGUAGCUGCAAAGCUGCGUUGGAACUUGUGCAGGAAGUACGGGUUGCCGUCUGCGAAACACUGAGGGCAACGGCAGCGUCUGUGGAAGAAGAAGGCAUCAAAGACCCCGGUUGUGAUUGGGUCACUUGGCGCAACGUCCAGAAUGGUGGGAAGCUGCUCGAUCAGCUGCGAGGUGACGAGGUGAUGUUCGAUGAAAGUCUUUUGCACCGGGCAUCAGAUAACACGGCUGAAAGUCAGUUAUCCGGUUAG